Molecule: messenger RNA, 7358 nt
Organism: Dunckerocampus dactyliophorus (ringed pipefish)
Lineage: Eukaryota; Metazoa; Chordata; Actinopteri; Syngnathiformes; Syngnathidae
Gene: ptprub
Product: protein tyrosine phosphatase receptor type Ub
Exons: 31
Coding region: 252-4601 (1449 amino acids)
Biological process (GO): protein dephosphorylation
Cellular component (GO): membrane
Molecular function (GO): protein binding; protein tyrosine phosphatase activity
Source: RefSeq, a predicted model, not a curated record
CGGGCUGGGAGGGAAAGCAGCCUUUGAGGAGAAAAGCAAAUCUCUCCCCUCAACUGUUUACCCUGACGUCAGUUUGCUGAAGUAGCUGUGGGCCGUCUCGGUGCCUGUUCUCUCAAACUGCGUGUCUGUCUCACCGUCAUCCGGGGGAAUAGAUGAGCUCGACUCUCGAAAGUUUUCUCGCGUGGAUCUCAUGGAGGGGAUGAAAUGAUCUUUGUGGCGCAUUUAAAAGUGGACUAAAAACAGCUUUUACGAUGAACACCUGCGCCUUUCUACUGAUUCUUACCGUCCAGAUCUACGCCGAUGGCAUCGAGGGGCCAACAGCUGCAGGCUGCACAUUUGAAGAGGAUUCAGAUCCUAGUCUGUGUGACUUCACACAGGGUGAAGAAGAUGACUUUGACUGGCAGUUGUUUCGGAUGCACAAUUCCCCGUCCGCCAGCUCGGACCUCCUGCGUGGAUCUUACAUGUUGGUGAACUCCUCCCAGCAUGCAGUGGGCCACUGUGCACAGCUUCUGCUGCAGAGUCUGAGUGAGAAUGACACACACUGCGUCCAGUUCAGCUACUUCCUGUACAGCCGCGAUGGCCACAGUCCUGGGGCCUUGAAUGUGUACGUGCGGGUCAACGGUGGUCCGCUGGGUAGCCCAGUAUGGAACACAUCUGGAUCACAUGGGAAGCAGUGGCAUCAGGUGGAGCUUGCUGUGAGCACCUUCUGGCCUAAUGAAUAUCAGAUACUGAUUGAAGCAACCAUUUCCAGGGAGAGGCAAGGGUACAUUGCCAUCGAUGACAUCAUGGUGCUCAACUAUCCCUGCUAUAAGGCUCCGCAUUUCUCCAGGCUUGGAGACGAGGAGGUCAACGCUGGACAAAAUGCCACUUUCCAAUGUGUUGCUGCUGGAAAGGCAGCCGAGGCUGAAAAAUUCCUACUGGAGAGACACAAUGGGGAGAUUUUAACAUCAGCAUCGAUCAAGCACCUGAGUCACCGCCGCUUUGUGGUAUCGUUCCAGCUAGACAGCGUUCAGAGGUCGGAUCAAGACCUUUACCGUUGCGUCACCCAGUCUCCCAGGGGAUCGGGGGUCUCCAACUUUGCUGAACUCAUUGUCAAAGUACCACCAUCCCCUAUCGCGCCACCUCAGCUGCUGCGCGCCGGCUCCACUUACCUAAUCAUCCAGCUCAACACCAAUUCUAUCCUGGGAGAUGGGCCCAUUAUUAGGAAGGAGAUUGAGUACCGUGCCAGCCAGUCUCCAUGGUCUGAGGUGCAUGGAGUCAACAUGGUAACCUACAAGCUGUGGCACCUGGAUCCAGACACAGAGUACCACAUCAGUGUGCUGUUGACCCGGCCUGGAGAAGGAGGCACGGGCCCCCCUGGACCUCCACUAGUGAGCAGGACCAAGUGUGCAGAGCCAAUGCGUGCACUGCGGGGCCUCACGGCCACAGAUAUCCAGCCCAGGCAGUUGUCUUUGCUGUGGGAGAACCUGGCGUUCAACGUGACACGCUGCCACACAUACUCAGUGUCCCUAUGCUACCGCUACACCAUGGCGGGCGGCGGCGGCGGCCACAACACCACCGUGCGAGAAUGCCUGGCCGUGGAGCACAACACCUCACGCUUCACACUGCGUGAUCUGCCGCCCUACCACGGCAUCCAUGUCCGUCUGUCACUGGUCAACCCUGAGGGCAAGAAAGAGGGCAGAGAGGUCACCUUCCAGACUGAAGAAGACAUCCCAGGAGGCAUUGCACCAGAGUCACUCACCUUCACCCCGCUGGAUGACAUGAUCUUCCUCAAGUGGGAGGAGCCUCUGGAGCCCAAUGGCCUUAUCACUCAGUAUGAGAUUAGUUAUCAGAGCAUUGAGUCAUCUGACCCUGGCAUCAACGUCCCAGGACCCAGAAGAACCGUGUCCAAGCUAAAGAAUGAGACCUACCACAUGUUCUCCAGCCUCCACCCUGGAACUACAUACUUGAUCUCGGUGCGAGCCCGCACAGGGAAGGGCUUCGGCCAGACUGCCCUCACUGAAAUCACCACGAACAUCUCAGCGCCCACAUUUGAUUAUGGCGAUAUGCCCUCCCCCUUGAGUGAGACUGAGAGCACAAUAACUGUCCUGCUACGCCCCGCCCAAGGCAGAGGAGCACCUGUCAGCACAUACCAGGUGGUUGUACAGGAGGAGACAGGGAAAAAAGUAAAACGGGAGCUGGGGCUUCAAGAGUGUUUUCCACUACCGAUGUCCCAUGGCGAGGCCUUGGCCAGGGGCACCCCGCACUACUACACUGCUGAGCUGCCACCCAGCAGCCUGCCAGAGGCCAGUCCCUUCACUGUGGGUGAUAAUCACACUUACAACGGCUACUGGAACACCCCUUUGGACCCUCGUAAAAGCUACCUUGUCUACUUCCAGGCAAUGAGCAACUUCAGAGGGGAGUCCAGAAUAAACUGCAUCCGCAUUGCCCGUAAAGCCGCCUGCAAAGAUCACCGCAAGGCUUUGGAGGUGUCGCAACACUCAGAGGAGAUGGGGCUGAUUCUCGGGGUGUGUGCCGGUGGCUUGGUGGUGCUCAUCCUCCUGCUGGGCGCUGUCAUCAUUAUCAUAAAGAAAGGAAGGAACUACUACUCUUAUUAUCCGAAACCUGUGAACAUGAAUAAGACACCCAUUACUUACCGUCAGGAGAAGAGCCAUAUGGGCUCCAUGGAGCGCAGUUUUACGGACCAGAGCACCCUACAAGAGGAUGAGAGGAUGGCCCUUUCCUUCAUGGACGCGCACACCUGCGGCACUCGCAGUGAUCCUCGCAGUUCGGUGAACGAGGCCAGCAGCCUGCUAGGAGGUUCCCCGAGGCACCCGUGUGGACGCAAAGGCUCCCCCUAUCACACGGGGCAGCUCCACCCUGCCGUCCGAGUGGCCGACCUGCUCCAGCACAUCAACCAGAUGAAGACAGCUGAGGGCUACGGCUUCAAACAGGAAUAUGAGAGCUUCUUUGAUGGCUGGGACUGCACAAAGAAGAAAGACAAAACCAAAGGGAGGCAUGACACCUUAUUGGGAUACGAUCGCCACCGAGUCAAGCUCAACCCACUUCUGGGAGACCCUAAUUCCGACUACAUCAACGCCAACUACAUUGAUAUUCGGAUUAACAGGGAAGGCUACCAUCGAUCCAACCACUUCAUCGCCACUCAGGGACCUAAGCAGGAGACGCUGUAUGAUUUCUGGAGGAUGGUGUGGCAGGAGAAUUGUUUCAGCAUCGUCAUGAUCACCAAACUGGUUGAAGUUGGCAGGGUGAAAUGCUGUAAAUACUGGCCUGACGACAGCGAGAUGUACGGCGACAUUAAAAUCACCCUGCUUAAAACAGAGACGCUUGCUGAAUAUACAGUCCGCACUUUUGCCUUGGAGAGGAGAGGAUACUCAACCAAGCAUGAGGUCCGUCAGUUCCACUUCACAUCCUGGCCUGAGCACGGGGUGCCCUAUCACGCCACUGGACUGUUGGCCUUUAUACGAAGAGUAAAAGCCUCUACGCCUCCCGAUGCUGGCCCCGUGGUGGUCCACUGCAGCGCGGGGGCAGGCCGCACGGGCUGCUACAUUGUCCUAGACGUCAUGUUGGACAUGGCUGAGUGUGAAGGUGUGGUGGACAUCUACAACUGUGUCAAAACCCUCUGCUCCCGUCGUAUCAACAUGAUCCAGACAGAGGAGCAGUAUAUUUUCAUUCAUGAUGCCAUUUUGGAAGCAUGUCUAUGUGGCGAGACAGCCAUCUUGGUGAACGAGUUCUCCGUUGCCUACAGAGAGAUGUUGAGAGUGGAUUCCCAGAGUAAUUCCUCCCAGCUCCGUGAAGAAUUUCAGACGCUAAAUUCUGUGACUCCCCACGUGGAUGUCGAGGAGUGCAGCAUCGCUCUGUUGCCCAGAAACCGAGAGAAGAACCGCAGUAUGGAUGUUCUUCCACCUGAUCGGGCCCUGGCCUUCCUUGUAACAACAGAGGGGGAGAGCAACAACUACAUCAAUGCCGCUCUGGCUGACAGCUUCCACCAGCAAGCUGCCUUCAUUGUGACCCCACACCCUCUGCCCGGCACCACGGCGGACUUCUGGAGGCUGGUCUUCGACUAUGGCUGCACAGCUGUGGUCAUGCUCAACCAACUGAAUCAGUCCAACUCAGCCUGGCCGUGUGUUCAGUACUGGCCAGAGCCUGGUCUUCAGCAGUAUGGGCCCAUGGAAGUGGAGUUUCUCUCCAUGUCAGCUGAUGAAGAUGUCAUUACGCGCCUGUUUCGGGUCAAGAACGUCACAAGGCUCCAAGAGGGUCAGUUGGUGGUGUGUCAGUUCCAGUUCCUGCGCUGGUCGCCGUAUCGUGAUGUUCCUGACUCCAAGAAGGCAUUCCUCAACCUGCUGGCUCAAGUGCACAAGUGGCAAAGAGAGUGCGGAGAAGGACGCACCGUGGUCCACUGCCUUAAUGGCGGCGGUCGCAGUGGAACCUUCUGUGCCUGCAACAUUCUCCUGGAGAUGAUCCAGUACCAGAACAUGGUGGAUAUCUUCUACGCAGUCAAAACAUUACGCAACUGCAAACCCAACAUGGUGGAAUCCCUGGACCAGUAUCGAUUCUGCUAUGACCUCAUCUUGGAGUACUUGGACUGCUUUGAGGGGAGAUAGCAACUAGAUGCAGCACAAGUAUGCCGGCUGCUUGAUUUAAAGCCUCCUAGAGGCUCUCGACUUCGCUGCUUGGACUUAUGCUAUUGGAAGGAACUAAAUCAGAAAAAGAAUGAAAACAACCUGGUUGAAAAUUUGAACCUUUAAUGUACAGCUGUGAUUUCCGUGUGUGGUGAUGUUUUAUCAUUUUUUAUUUUUGUGCUUUUCUUGGUCAUUUUUGCCUCCGUACUUAAUGCUCUUGUAGCCAGAAGAAGAAGAAGAAUGAUGUUAUAAGCUACAAAAAUGGACUUAUUUUAUUUUGAAGAGGGGCUACCUUGGCUGUGAUUUAGUGUUUCAUUCAAUGAGGAAAGAACACCAGUUUUCUUUAUCUCUCAGCAGUCCACUGUGGAUGUGGCAUGACUUAUCUAGCAAACCAUAAACUGCCUUAUUCUCUGACAAUAAGACGCCAAUCCCAAGACUACAAGUGGACAGACCAGGCCAGUCCUGCAGACAUUAUCCAGCAGAGCCAUGUCCUGUAUUUUGCCAAAUUUUUGUCGGACAUGGGCUACAGGUGAUCUUUUUUUGGAAUGCCACAGGAGAUUCCUGUCACAUAUUACUGUCACAGUGCCAAUUCCGAUGACUGACUUUAAGAUACUCUCUUUACUUUGUGCUUAUUCAGUAUGCCUACACCCACUAUGUACUCCCUCCAAAGUGAUUGUAUCUUGUAUCCAAUGGGAAAGAAAAAGGAGCACAAAAUGUGUUGAGGAGCCAACUACGGUGCUGGAGCGGUAUGAAAAAAAUCUGCUUCAUUAUUUUAUAAAAAUUGGACUCUUUUCUUUGUUUAUGACUGGAUUGUUGGCAAAUGUGGCAUGAAGGUUCAUUGUUGUCCUUUGUGGUUAAAAGUGAGUUUAAAUAAGAAAUAUCAUAACAUAGAAAGUGUAAAUUAGAUUAUGAAUAAAUACACAGCGGAAUCCUGUCAGGAGCAAUUGGUUAGGCCUACGUGACGAAUUUAGAACUUGAGACGGCUCGCAUACAUCCUAUUCAACAACUUUAAAAGUUGCUGUGGUUCCUUGUGUGCCCUUUUUAUCUAACACUCUCUGUUAAAAACAGAAACAGACAAAAUGAGACCAAGUAUAUCAUAAAUUCUCAUUUACACCAUAGUAUAAAUAAGUUUAUACAAGCGCUAACACUGAAUAAACAGUUAGCAUUAACGAUGCUAGCUAUUCAAUGUCAUCUCUUCGCUGUCUAAUUACUUUUGAAUUGUUAGUAAAAACUGGCUAUCGUUCAGUAAAAUGCUCUUUAACACAAUUUUAAAGUUAGUUCCACCAUGAAAUCCAUCGAAAUAGUGGCGGCCAUUGGAUGUUGAUGCAAAACUAGUGUUCCUUCUCUUUUCACCUACAGUAUGUAAAGCCAGCUGUUUCCAUGUUAAAUGCCUAUAUAAUGUUUGGGAAUGAAUGUAAAUCCCUCUGUUGAAGAAGGAGACCAGACCCAUCAGUGAAAGCAUAAAAUGAGAAUAUCACACCGAAGUCUCGAUACAGUCGCAUCUCUGGUAAUGUUAGCCAAGUGCCAUUCGAGCGGUGGUGAAAAGUCACUGGUAGAUGUUGAGCCACACAUCUGUACGGCAUGAUCCGUGUCAGCUUGAAAACAUCCGUAACACGCACAUUGUUCAUGUCCUCAGUUUUCCAAAUAAUUAGUUCUUGGUAGAAAUUGUCUUUUAUCUGUUAUCAGCCAUUAUCGUCAUCCAUUAUCGGCAUUACAAAGUACUCGGGAAUUUCCCCCGGCACGACAUAAAGUGCAGGUUUUCAAAGAAAGGUGCUGAUGAUAUCAUUUGUGGACUCGCUCUAAUAGACCUCCUGAAAAGCACUGAAGCUGACAAAUGGCAGCUAUGUGAGCAUUUUGCGGCAGAACGGAAGAGAAAAAUAACAGUUCCGUACAUCAUCAUGCUCCCAGAGAAUGACCAGGUGGAACAUAUUCUUUAUGAUGUAGGAAGAAGAAUGAGGUAGCUACUGUUUAGCCGGUGAUACCAUUGCUGGAGUCGAACAGGAAGUGCCUGAAUUUCAGGAGGGAAUGUGUAUAUACAGCUGUACAUUGUUAUGUGAAUACUUUGUGAAUAAUAUACUAUGUUUGCCCAAUAGUGACUACACCAUAACCACGAAGCUGAAUGUGCUGUAAAUGAACAUUUUGUGAGUUAUUUGGCAGUUUUAACAUCAACGUCCGAACGGUGCAGCAUGUUUGACUUCAUAUCUGUCGCGUCAUUUCACAAAGACCCCCGAUUUCAAGCACCCUUGUGUUUUUCAACAGCUACACCAUGUGAGUGCACUGUACUUUUACCAUUCCGAAGCUUUUUAGUAUGUGACUGCGCGCCGACACAACAGUUGUGUUGACUUCACUUGUUUCUGUAUGCACAAAUGACUACUGUGUUUCUGAGCAUUGUGUAUGUGUGUAUUUACAUAGCUGGGGAUGGUUUUGUUCUGAAGGAGGAUUAACAAUAAAAGAACAAGGUGAGGGAAAAGGGCUGGUGCCAACUCGAUCAUUGUGUCCGAUUCAGUUGGGGGGGGGAAGAAAAGAAGAGAACCGGACAUACUUCCUGUGGUUAGUCUUUGACUCCCUGAGGUUUCUCCUCUACACAUAUGGAUCACAUGUCAACCUUCCCAUCUUUUUAACCAAGAGCAAAAGUGGGGAGACAAUACAUGCUGUUCUGAUAGUGUGCUGGUUGGUUUACAGAAAAUGAAACAGGGCCAAAGAAGCCCCCAUUACAUUUUGCGGGGAUCUUGUUUAAGG